UUUUUACACCUUCUUCUCUAAAUAAGGAAGCUGCCUGUUUGGCCUCCGGCAGCCCAACCAAUUUGACCCCUUUGCUUUCAGCAGCCAAUGAAACCCCACUCCUGCCUCCGGUCUUGGGUGACAGCAUUCAUCAAACCUCAGCCAGCCUGGGAGGACGGCAGGUUAGUGUUACAGCCAUGGCAGGCUCACCUCUGGCAAGCUGUUGAUGUCAGAGUGAUGAUGCGGGGAGGGACAGCCUCUGCACUAUAAAGAUGGGUCAAUCAAAUAUAACUGCGGCUGCCCACGGGAGAGCAGGAUCUACAAAACAUGGUCCCUACCAGUUCGAGUCCUGCCGGCCUGUCUCUGCUUCCAACUCAACUGCAAUCGGGCUUUAGUUUCAUGUCAGCAAUCUCUAUUUGCUUUCCAAAAAUAAGCCUCUGCCACCAUGCUGAAGGGAGAAAACCAAGAAGGGCGGUAUUUUUAGGGCCAUUAAUUCUGACCACGUGCCCAGGAGGUGAACCGGAUGGCCACUGCACAAAGACUUCUCAUCACUAUGUCCUGCGAAGCCAGCAUUCACCGGACGUUGCCUGCUUUCGUUCUCCUGGGUUUUCUAACUGGGAUUGCUUCAACACAUCCAGUUGUAAGCAGAACUAAUGGCACAUUGCUGGAAAGAGGAUGGCAGUCUCUGUUGUCCAGGUCCAUUGCUGGGAUGUCAGGGGAGAAGUCAGAUGGCAACUGGGAGAGUGACUAUUUGCUAGGAAUCAAGAGGCAGCGGAGGCUUUACUGCAACGUGGGCAUCGGGUUUCACCUUCAAAUCCUCCCAGAUGGAAGGAUAAGCGGAGUUCACAAUGAAAACCAAUACAGUCUCUUUGAAAUAUCCACAGUAGAGAGAGGUGUCGUUAGCCUGUUCGGUGUGAAAAGUGCUCUCUUCAUCGCAAUGAACAACAAAGGGAAGUUGUAUGGAACGGCUGUUUUCCAAGAUGAGUGCAAAUUCAAAGAAACCUUGCUGCCUAAUAACUACAACUCAUAUGAAUCAGAUGCUUACUGUGGUGCUUACAUAGCACUCAGCAAACAUGGGAGAGUGAAGAGAGGAAACAAGGUUUCUCCUGCUAUGACAGUGACCCACUUCUUACCAAGAAUAUGAACACGGGCAAAGCUGAAGAUUAAAUCGCAGGAAAAACUCUUUCAUUUUGCACAUGGGAAGAAUCUCCCAGGUAAAGUAUUUAUACUGUUCAUUGAAAAAAAAUGUAUCUAUGUGUAUAUUUGGAUAAAAAUAUUUGUACUAGAUUCAUCACAUAGCAUAUGUAAUACAAUGCUACUUCUCUUCUACUCUGUGCAAAUUUUACAUGGCUUGUGUGCCUCCUUUGGUGCUGAACAGAGAAAAAUGCAAGCUGAAUUGCAAAGGAAGUAUUCGGAAGACAAAAUGGCUGUAGGUAAUCAUCUGAUUGAUCAUAGAUUAUCUACUAAAUAAUACUAAUUACCUCAGAAAAUAACCUUUCAUAGUGAGCUGUUUACAUAUCAUGGGCCAAAUCAUCAAAGGACUUUGCUUCAUCAGAGCUUCAAGCAGUUCACUCCAUCUGAAUAUCUGCCUGCACCUCCCCUUCUACACACUGUGUCCUCAAUCUAUUAUAUGGAUCAUUAGGAUGCCAAUUCCGCACCCAUUUCUACACAAGCAAACUGCCUACCCCCAGAGUCCCUCUGUCUAUGAAGGGAUUCUCCAUGGUAUUCUCACAUGGACUUGCUGGCAAAAUGAAGAUCUGCAAUCAAUUUCCCUUAGGAAGGGCCACAGGAUAAAUGACAGAUGGGC
This is a messenger RNA of Neopsephotus bourkii (Bourke's parrot), 1786 nucleotides long. RefSeq names its product fibroblast growth factor 6 (gene FGF6). NCBI's taxonomy places the organism in Eukaryota, Metazoa, Chordata, Aves, Psittaciformes, Psittacidae. Gene Ontology annotation, cellular component: cytoplasm. Gene Ontology annotation, molecular function: growth factor activity; fibroblast growth factor receptor binding. Bases 503 to 1123 code for a protein of 206 amino acids. The transcript is spliced from 3 exons. Gene Ontology annotation, biological process: positive regulation of gene expression; cell differentiation; positive regulation of cell population proliferation. The record is from RefSeq and is a predicted model, not a curated record.